Auanema sp. JU1783 is the source of this 423-nucleotide messenger RNA. The record is from the annotation of a GenBank genome assembly. NCBI's taxonomy places the organism in Eukaryota, Metazoa, Nematoda, Chromadorea, Rhabditida, Rhabditidae.
AUGACUUGUGAUACAAACUAUAUGUGCAACAUAACGACUGGACAAACUACUGGAAUCUGCUGUUAUACUGGCACGAGUGGAACGACACUCAAUCCAUUUGGACCUAACUCGAGAUGCGCUGACAAACUUGGACCACAAGGUCAAAGCGAUUGCAAGAAAAGAGCUAAUUUAUGCGAUGAUGAGCUUUAUUAUAAUGUUAUGACCCAACAGUGCCCUGUCACAUGCAAUAGAUGCUCACUCAUUCCAACAGUUCCAAUAGGCUGUGCCGAUAGGCCAUCACCUACUGGCCGUGCUUCGGAAUGUCAAAAAAGAAGAAAUUUAUGCUCCGACCCUGUUUACUUCGAUGUUAUGACAAGGGAAUGUCCAAAAACAUGUAAUAGAUGUGGAUUUGUCACAAGCACGACACCUUCAUAUGGAAAAUAA